This is a messenger RNA of Aspergillus japonicus CBS 114.51, 549 nucleotides long. RefSeq lists its product as uncharacterized. The transcript has a single exon. NCBI's taxonomy places the organism in Eukaryota, Fungi, Ascomycota, Eurotiomycetes, Eurotiales, Aspergillaceae. The coding region runs from base 84 to 473 and encodes 129 amino acids. The record is from RefSeq and is a predicted model, not a curated record.
ACAUGCUUGACGUUUGUUACGACGAAACAUAAAAAGGGAGGGGGUGAAUUGUUCUCACCCCGACACUCUCCCGCAAGAGAUUCAUGACCUCCAUUCUCUGCCUCGUUCUACUACGUCUGAUCCUCAACCCAUGGCUCGGGAGCAGCCGAUUGAAAAGAAGAAAACCACAGCCCCCGUCGCUGGGAGAAAGCCGCGCUUUCCCUCCCGCGACGUCAUCGCUCCCUUGGGAGCAUCUCUGUUGGGGGAUUGGCUUCCGUCUUUUGAGGCUCCCCAAUCCUGGUGCAGAUCCGAGGCACAGAAAAGGCACCAAAAUUCUAAAAACGGGAAGGUUUCCCAGAUUUAAUGACGAUAGAGUCGACCAAAACGGAGUUAUUUUUAGGGCUGAGAUUAGCUUAAUCGAAGGAAUAUUACCGACCAGGUUCUCGUCUUCUUGUAUUUGCUCUUUAGCUACUAGUGAUUCGACUGGCGGAUAAAUUCAUGAUCCUCGUUCUUCCCGAAGCCUAAAUGAUGGUAUGGACCAACAUGUACGAGUAGAUUGAUUGUCGGACG